UAUUUCUAUAAGACUUUAUUGUUACUGUGGAAUUCUUUACUUUUCGUUGGCGGGUAAAAAUAAAAUAUUUAAGACAAUCGGUUUCUCUAAAUUGUUUGCAAUUUUAUAUGGAUAGGUUUAUAGUAAAAACAAAAAAAUAUGAUAAACCAGAGCCAUCAACAUCGCAUAAAAAAAGGGUGGACAGCGAGGUUGAGAGUAGUUCGGAGGCGACAGAAAACUCGGGUACAGAAUCGGAAGAAAUAUCUAAUCCAAAGCCAAGGAAUUGCAAAAGGAAAAAAAUAUCUAGGUAUUAUUGCAAGCAAUGGGAGCUGCAAUACAAAUGGAUAAAGAAAGACGAAGAGACUAAACGUCCAAUUUGUAUUGCCUGCAAACAACUAUUAGUUAAUCAAAAAACGCAUAUUAUUCGACAUGGAAGCACAAAAAAACAUAUUGAAAAUUAUAAAAAAGCUAUCGAAUCGGAGAAAAUGCAGUUGACGAGUUUUUUACCACAAAACAAUAGCCAUUCAGUGAAUGUUGCGGUGGCAGAAAUUAAGCUGGUACUUCGAAUGAUUAUUAACAAUCAGUCAUACCGAUCAAUGGACAAACUUGCCAAAUUCAAUUCCUCCAUUUAUCCAGAUUCGUCGAUAGCAAAAUUGGUGACCUGCGGGCGCACUAAAUCAAAACAAGUUGUUCAGUUCCUAGGGCGGGAAGGUUUUCAGCGUAUGAUUACUAAUAUGCAGCGACAAAUUUUUAGUCUGAUUAUCGAUGAAACAACUGACAUUUCCACCGAGAAAUGUUUGGUAAUGGUUGUCCGACAGUUUGAUCAAGAUAUCGGCAAGACUCGAGAUUCUUUCUUUUUAUUAGUGCAGCCACCAGGUGGAUCAGGUGAAGAUAUUUGUAAUGUCAUUAUAUCUGCCAUAGAACAACAUAAAAUUCCGUUGAAAAAUUUUGUGGGAAUUUCCACAGAUAAUGCGUCCAGUAUGGUUGGAAAAAAUAGAGGUGUAGCAAACUUGUUAAAAGGAAAAGUACCCAACAUUUUUCAUAUUGGUUGUGUUUGCCAUUCCAUCAAUUUGGUGAAUUCUUCAUCUCUAAAGUGCAUUCCCGAUAACGUGGAACAGCUGUUAAGAGACAUUUUUAAUUACUUUAAAAGUGCAAAGAGGCAAUCAGAUUAUAAGGAACUCCAAAGCAUUUUCGAUGUACCUGAGCACAAGCUUUUAAGAUUAAGUGACACUAGAUGGCUUUCUUUCGAAUCUGUUUCCAGGCGGGUACUUGAACAGUGGUCUGUACUGCAACACUAUUUUAUAAAAGAACAAUUUGAGACAAAAUGUGCAAAGCAAUUGAAAAAAAUACAUUCAAUUCAAAAUGAGUUAUCAAUAGUAAAUAAGAUAUAUUUACAUUUUUUAGUUUAUGUUCUUAAAAUAAUGAACACUCUAAACACCUCUUUUCAAAGCGAGUCUUCUCAAAUAAUAUACCUUUGUUCUAUGACAAAAGACAUUUUACUUCAACUUUUCAGAAACUUUGUAAAAAAGGAAUUCAUAAUUCUUCCUGAAAUUUGGACCAUUGAUUAUAAAAAUUGUUUUCACAUCAAGGAUGUGACGCAAAUAUAUAUAGGUUAUGAGGCGGAAAAAUUAAUUUCUUCAGAAAAUAUAGCAGAAGAAAAUGUUUCUCUAAUUAAAGGCAAUAUACUUAAAUUUUAUCAAAAUGUGUGUGAUCAAAUAUUGUCAAGAAUUGAUAUUAAUAACAAAAGACUGAAUAUUUUAAGAUUCUUAGAUCCUCUUCACAUUAAAUCUAAAGAAGAUAUAGAUUAUAAAAGUAUAGUGACUGAAUAUAGUUACGUAAUAAGCCAUCCAGAAGCUUUUAUCUAUGAAUUAAAGUUAUUAGAAAGUAAGUCAAAUGAUAAAUUAUAUGAAAACUUAUUCGCAAAAACGAAUAUUGAACUUUUUUGGAAUGAAGUUGGAAAUUUAAAAAACAAUCUAAAUGAAUAUCUAUACCGUAAUGUGUAUCAGUUUGUUGUAUAUGUUUUUACUUUGCCUCACAGCAGCGCUUGUGCUGAACGAGUUUUUUCAAAACUGACGAAUAUGAAAAAUAAAUUAACAAAUAGGUUGAAAAUAGAAACUUGCCACUUCAUGUUAUCAGCAAUUAAUUUAGUUGAGUGUGAAUUGGAAGAUUGGAAUCCUAGUAAUGAUCUCAUUCAAAAAUAUAGAAAAGAAGUCACAAAUAAAUAAUAAAAAUUAAUGUUAUUU
Molecule: messenger RNA, 2222 nt
Organism: Musca vetustissima
Lineage: Eukaryota; Metazoa; Arthropoda; Insecta; Diptera; Muscidae
Exons: 3
Coding region: 108-2204 (698 amino acids)
Molecular function (GO): protein dimerization activity
Source: RefSeq, a predicted model, not a curated record